GAUUUACGCACGCAAUGGAAGAGGAAGAACACAUCGUAUCAUCAUAUCUUAUCUGAGUACUUAAUUUAUUAAAUCACUCCUAGAAUAAUAUUUGGUGGGGAAGUUUGUCAUAUAUGCCGUGUGGGGUCCAUUUGAGAAUUCCUUUUUCGGGUCAUACAAAUGAAAGUUUGCAUCUUAGAUACCUUUUCUGUCGACGUCGGCCUUUUAACAUCUUUUUUGAGAUUAAAUAAAGUGGAACACUAUUUUACUAUUCAUUUUUAUUUUCCUUAUAAAAAAACAUUCUAGAUUUUUCAUCUUGGGUCUAUUAAAUGCGUUAUGAGAGUAUGUGACAGCAGUCAAAAGAAAUUAAGACAACAAAAGGAUAGAGAUUAGAGGCUAUAGAGAGUGGAAAAGCCAGGAAAGUGGAACCACCACCUUUUGUUUUUUCACUUCAAAAAAGGAAAUCUUCACUAUGAAUCCCUUUGCUGCUCUCUGGAACAUUUUUAGGCUUCUGAAGAUCUUACUCCAGGGAGGCCUUGGUGAGAGGAAACGAAUUCUUGAGGGUAUAACUAACUCUGUAAGAGCCAGGAUAGAAGACACCCAAGUAGCAUUAUCUUGCAUUCCUAUUCAACAAAGCAAGAAGAGAAAGAGGCACGAUGAUCAACUUUUCUGGGUCACCAAGGGUCGCGAACUUGUGAAGGAAGCAAAAACAUUGUUGGGACAAGUUAUUGAAGCUUGUCCAGAGAAGAAUGAAAGAGUUGAAGGAGAAAGCAUCUUCUCCUCCCAAACAUGGGAAAAGCUGGUGGUUAUCAACAAAUUAAUUAAUACAUUGUCAGCACAUGAGAAGGAGGCUGAUGUGCUUUUCAGAUGCGCGUUUUCUGACAAACAAUCCCCAGAUCAUGGUAAUAUUAUACCAGUCACAAAUAUUUUUGGCCAACAAGCUUUAGAUGCUUUGGAUCAACUUCAGGUUCUCUUAAGAAGUGAUGAAAUUGGAAGGAUAUAUAUUCAUGGUAUAGAAGGAAUUGGUAAGACCUUUUUGAUGAAGCACCUGCACAACUGUGUGCUAAAAUGGGCUGAGCCUGAGAAGUUUGAGUUUGUCGUCUGGGUCACUAUUCCUCGUCAAUUCAGCAUCGAGCGUGUGCAAGAUGCUGUCGCUGCUGCACUGAAGUGUGAUCUCCACAGUGAUGAUGACUUGAAUGUAAGGGCAAAAACACUAUCAGAUAUGCUUGCACGGCUUGGCAGUUUUGUGCUUUUCCUAGAUAAUGUCCCAGAAGCCCGUGUUUCAGACCUUGAUCGGAUAGGAAUUUCAGUCCCUGCAGCAGGGAGUAAGAGCAAAGUAGUUAUAACUACUAGGUUGACCUAUGUUUCUGAAAUGUUGGAUAGUUUCGGAACUGUGAAACUUGAUCGUCUCUCAGAUGAAGAAGCGUGUGAGUUGCUUAUGAAUGAAGCUAGCCCCAGCGGUAGAAUGAGAUGUGACUCCAUGCUUAAUAGCAUUCCUGGCUUACUUGCAAACCUGUGUCAUGGUGUGCCACGCACGAUUGUAGACAUAGCUACUUGUAUGCGUGGCAUUGAUGAUCCUCGUGAAUGGAAAAAUGUAUUAUUUGAGCUUGGGAGAACUCCUAUUUCAGGCGAUAUCAAUAGAGCUUGAUAUAUAACACCACAAAUUGAAAAUGUAGCAGUACAAGUUUAUAGUCUUUGACUUAUUGUUAUAAAAUGAGACCAGAUUUUGCGGGCAAAAUGUUGAGAUAGAGGACUAAAUUGAGGAUUAGUUGUAAGUUUUAAAUAAUUGAUGGUCUCAUAACACAAGGUAUUUAAUUACUUGCAAUGUUCAGUUGUAAAUAACCACAUGAAUGAAAGAAGAGCUUCCAGUGAUAUUUCUGCAGUACACUAGUUGUUCUUUGCAAGUAGGUUACCAGGAAGUGGAGUGAAGUAGGAGCUUGUAGAAAUUAUUUCAUAAAUAAUCUUUGUGUUGUUCUAAAUCACAAAAGUUAAUUGGAAAACUUUAAUUGCCCACUUUGGGAUGUCCAAACAUUAGUAGCUAGAUUUCAUACUUAAAGCCUCUAUCUCUUAACUCUUUUUAUUCACUUUUUUCACUUAUUUUUUCUUGUAUGUUUUUAAAAUUAAACUUGAUGAACGAUAAAAGAAUGUUAAGUGAAUUUAUUUAAGAUUUCUUAUGUUGUAUUAUCAUAGUUUUUUGUGUUAAAUAAAUCUCUUCACUCUGUUGAUUGAUUGAAUUUUUCGUUUUGAUGUAAUAUUUGAUCACGUUUGUUAAUUGAUUGAUAAGAUAUUUGAUUGAUGUAAAGGAGUUUGACUUUGUUUUUC
Molecule: messenger RNA, 2301 nt
Organism: Beta vulgaris subsp. vulgaris (sugar beet)
Lineage: Eukaryota; Viridiplantae; Streptophyta; Magnoliopsida; Caryophyllales; Amaranthaceae
Product: probable disease resistance protein At4g27220
Exons: 2
Coding region: 452-1627 (391 amino acids)
Molecular function (GO): ADP binding
Source: RefSeq, a predicted model, not a curated record